AGGAUGGGCCAAAGAGCCUUUCUCUGUGCUGUAAAUCUCUCUGAUUCUAUGACACAAGUCAUUGAAAGUUGGCACUUUGGUGCAGUGCUGAUGCAGAAUUGCACAGUCAGAGCUGCUGCCUUUUGGGCCAGACCUUAAAGUGAGGCUUUGUCUGCUCUUUCAGGUGGAAUGGAAAGAGAUUUAUCAAGAAGAACAGGAGAAUUAUUCUGAGUGCUUCUGCCAAAGUUUAUUCCUCAAUCAACACCACACAAAAAAAAUGUCUCUGGCUUAUGUCAGACUGCUGUUUGUGGGAGCACCUUGACAGUUAUGGCUGUACUUCAAAAGUGUCUCAGUAUUUGUAAAGCACUUUGGGAAAUCCUGUGCCUGUGAAAAACACAUACAGUAAAAGUCUUUAAUUUGAGAAUCCAAAUUGUGCUGAAGUAAAUGCAAUUUUAUUUUUUAAAUGCCUCCUUUUUAGUUCUCGGAACAGAUUUUCUUUUGUCCCUUGCCUCUCCUGUAUCUGGCACAAACUGACUAUGAUUCAUGUCUGAAUCUUGACAGUAAGUGUUCUCAGCAUAUUACUCUGUGGGUUAUACCACAACCAAGCCAUGUGUUGUCUCCACCCUAAGUCCAUUUACCUGGUUUUCUGGCUGGUGAUGAUCGUGAGUGGAAAACCUGGCCGUUUUCCUACUUUUAUAGACAGGAAGAUCGAGGCUAGCUAACAUCACAGUUACCGCCCUGUCUGAAAGCAGGCAGCUCAGUACAGACCCAAGAGAAUGAACAUGGGACCUUUAUAUCCUGUAUGUCUCCAUUAUUCACCAAAAAACCUGCUAAAGAAAUUCAUUUCAGUCAGUUCAAAAUGGAAACAGAAGAAAGUGCACAUUCUAUUGUGCAGGUUUAGAGCAGACUUUAUAGCAGUUGACUAAUACUUAUCAGAUUAGAACAUUUUUAAAAAAUAUUAGUGAAAUAAAUUCAGGUUGUUUGGUAAUCAGUUGACCCUUCAUAGGUUGGAGUUCUGAUUAAAAGAUUCAAAACAAUCUCACAAGUUACGUUCUGGUGUUAUCGAAAAUGCUGCUAAUUUAUAAGUUCUGCUUAUUUUCAUUCUAAUGAUUCUGAUAAUCAUUAUAAUUACAAAUGUUAACAAUUUGAUGCCAUAAAUAAAUGAACAUUUUAAAUAAGGCAAUUUUGAGUUAUUUUGAUUACAGGACCUGAGAAUUAUCAAAAUUCUUUGUGUUAAAGACAAUAUCAAAUGAGAGUAGACUGCACAAAGGCUCCAGAAGUCUUUCUCGUGGCAACAUUCAAUCUUCUGUGACUGUGAGCGACGUGCAAAUGAAGUAUUUGGUUUACAGACAAAAACGAUCCUUUUUAUUUCCGAAUGGUGUUAAACUAUGUCCAGAGGAAACAAUUUCACAAGCCAUUGGCAACUAUCUCAAAUAUUAUAAGCUGAGAGUGUGCCAGGAGGCAGUAUGGGAAGCAUUCAAAAUGUUCUGGGACAGACUACCUGCACGCCAUGAACAUGAAGCCUGGAUGAAUGUGUGUGAUCAAGGAAUCAUAAAUAUUUUUGACAUUGGUGUAAAUUUUAGCCAAUCAGACGAAUACCAAGCCUUGAUGAAGGAGAAAUUAUCUCUACAGACAGAAAUAGUGAGCAGUUCAAGUAAUGAAGACUUGUGCAUUCUAGAGACCACCCUAAUCAUGAAUGCAACUUCAACUGAAAGCUCCACACGAGAAGGGCCAGAUGCUGGUGAAGCUUCUGUUGAUAGCACAAUAGUCAGAGCUGAAGAAAGUGAGAUCACUGCCCCCAGUGAUAUUGAACAAGUUACAAAGAAGCUACCAAAUCAAGUAUUGGAAUUUAUCGUUCAGCUUGUCGGAGAGAAUUACACUAAAGCACUCUCUGACCCAGCUACAAUGGAUUAUCAGAAAUUAGCUGAUGAUGUCAAUACCAAGAUGGAGAAUGUUUUUGGAAAAUUUCCAGGAUAUCAGACAAUUAACAUCUUGGAGUUCAGGAAACAUCUCAAUUCAGACAGCAGUAAUAAUGUAGCGGUUCACUACACUGUAACAUUUGAUGGAAAUACACCAGCUUUGCAGAACGAAACACUUAAUUUAGUCGAUGUGAACCUCAACAAAAUAGAAGAUGACCUUUCCUUUGAAGGGGAACAUCAGCUGACAGCUGCCUACACAUUAAUGGAUUUCAAGAAUCUUGUAGUUGAGGUCUUGCAUAAGGAAAAUCUAAUUGGGAAUGCAUCACUGACUUUUAAUCCAGAGACUCUUCAGCUCAUGAAUGAGCGAUCAACCAGUCUUACACUUGGAGGCAUCAAGUUUGACCCAGAAAAUCAAGAAACUGAAUUUGCAGACAAGGAGGAUGGAUCAGAAGAUUCCAUGUUGAGUACUGAAGAGCUAUUACAGUCACAUUCAACAGUUAUUGAUUUGCAGUCUGAUCAAACAACUGGCAAAGGAAUGUCAGAAGCUGAAAACACUCCUGUUAUAUUAACUGACUAUAUAAAUCCCGUGGAACAGCAAAAUGUUUCUAAUGAGAAGAUGCCAAUGAGCACAAUGAAUGUAAUAUUUGUACCAUCUGUUUCAGAUCUAAGCCCACUGAUUGAUAUUGAAAUGAAAGGAACCUCUGAUUUGUCCACAAUACAAAUCACUACAUCAGAUGCAUCUGAUAGUACAACAAAGAGGCUUAGUUUUGAGAGUGGUACAUUUUCCAAUUAUGAAUCCAGGACAGGAUCUGUGGAAGACAUUUUACGGUCCUGGGCGACUGUAGCCCUUCAGCCAGUUUUCCACGAUAAGCUAGAUAAUGAAUCACUGGUCAGCAAUUCCAUUCAAUUCACAAAUAUGCCAAUCUUUGAUGACAUUACUGUAGAUUAUCCGACAAAUGUACCAAGUGUAACUAUUGGGGAUUUGACUGAUGAGCCUCCUGAGAUUCUUGUCGAUACAAUUAUCUCUAAUGAAAUAGAUGUUUCUUUGUUAAAUGAUACAGCUUCAUACAGUGAUAUUGGUGUUGAAAUCAAACCUCACAUUGCAGAGACAGUAAGUAAAAAAGCCCCUGUUGACCAGUUGCCAGAUAGUGAAUUAGAAUUAACAAUACAAACAUCUGAAUUUACAGAUGUCUUUAAUUACUAUUCCAAUGACUCAACCUUAAGGGCUCAACCCUUCACAGAACAUGCAAAAACAUUGGAAUCAAUUGAAGAGUCAUUUGUUGCGGAGCUGCCAGUGACUGAACUAUCCACCAAAAGUCAAACAACAAUGGAUGCCUUUGUCACAGAGCAUCUAGGCACAAAGUCGUCUACCAAAGGAAGUCCAGAAACUUCUUUCAUUAAGGAUCAGUUCACUACGAGAUUGUUUGCCAAGGGGCACAUAAUAACCGAAUUGGACACUGCACAGCAAGAAAUGUUAGAAUUGGUCACCAUGGCGCACACAGUAACAAAAUCUCUCCCCACAGAAGAUAUGGUAAUAGAACAACCCACAGUGGGUCAGUUGAUCCAAGACUCAACCUCAAUAAGGCAGUUUAUCACAGCAUCUUCCAAUAUGCAGCAACUGAUGACAGACUCACUGACGGUGGCAGAUAUCUCUACCUUGCUGCAAGCAACCACAGAAUCAAUCUUAGUGAUGCAGCCCUUUGGAGAUACAUUCUCCAUAAGCCAAUCAAGCUUAGAUUCUUCAAAUGGGGUCCAAUCAAACACAGAAUUGUCUAAUGAUUUACAACCUUUUCCUACAAUAUUAGCUCCACUAGACACUGAAAUCGCUAAUGUUAUUGCUACUGAAUGGAAUAACCCUAUAUUACCUAAUACUGCUGCUUCCACAGUGAUGGGAUCUACUACUCAAUCAAAAGUAGUAGUGCAAGGCUUUGGUGUAUCUAUUUCAGAGCACAAUGUCAAUAAAUCAUCAGCCACUGUUCAAGCAUACAGUAAAUCUAGUAACAGCAUUCAUUCUGAUGAUGAAUCCAUUCAGAGAAUACACAUGACAGUGUUUUCUGAAGUAAAACCUGCCAAUAAGACAUCCAUAGCAAUGGAUAUGGCAACAGAGUACUUCCCAAUAGACCACCAUGAUUCAAUUAUUGAGGAGCACAAUGAAGUACAACCUCCUCAAGAUAUAGCCAAGGAUAAAAUAGAAAUGUUUGAAGUUCAAGAUAUCUCAAAUAAGUUGGAUCCCUCAUACAUACUCCAGCAUCGUGAAGAAUCAGAUAAUGAAGAAAUGGCUAGCAUCUACACAGAAUUGCCAGUUACUGUUCCAACAAGCACCACAGCUAGAGAAAGUCACAGAUCUCGACAGGCACUAGUAGUCUUCUUCAGCCUACGUGUGACGAAUAUGAUUUUCUCAGAUGACUUGUUCAACAAAAGUUCACAUGAAUAUAAAGCACUGGAACAACAAUUCUUGGAAUUACUGGUUCCAUACCUCCAGUCCAACCUGACUGAUUUCAAGCACCUUGAAAUCUUAAACUUCAGAAAUGGUAGCAUUAUUGUUAACAGCCGGAUGAAGUUUGCAAAGCCUGUUCCACAGAAUGUUACCAAUGCAGUUUACCUAAUCCUGGAUGAUUUCUGCAACACAGCAUACCAGACGAUGAACCUUGCGAUUGACAGAUUUUCUCUGGAUGUUGAAUCAGGUAAUGGGGCUGACCCAUGCAAGUUUCAAGCCUGCAAUGAACAUUCUGAAUGCUUGGUGAAUCACUGGACAGGAGAGUCAGAAUGUGUCUGUAAUGCUGGGUAUAUGAGUGUGGAUGACUUACCCUGUCAAAGUAUUUGUGAUAUAGACACAGACUUCUGUCUUAAUGAUGGCAAAUGUGAUAUAAUUCCAGGCCAAGGAGCAAUCUGCAGGUGUCGUGUGGGUGAAAAUUGGUGGUACAGAGGAGAGCAUUGUGAGGAGUAUGUCUCAGAAACUCUUGUGGUGGCCAUUGCUUUUGCUUCAGUGGCUGGGUUCCUUUUGGUAGCUUCUGCUGUGAUCUUCUGCAUAGCCAGAACUCUUCGUGCUCAAUAUGCCAAAAGUGUCCCUCAACAAUCUACAGAACAAAGUAAUAGCCUGGAAUCAGUGGAAAAUGGAACAAAAUAUAAUCCUAUGUAUGAAAGCGAUGCCACAACUAGUUACAGUCACUACAAUAAACGUUAUCCACAACUGGCCUCAUACAGCUCAGGCAGUGCAGAGGCAUCUGCCAACUUCAGCAGUGAUGAAAUCCGACACAUCUAUGAGCACAGUGAACUUAGCAAAGAGGAAAUCCAGGACAGACUACGGAUAAUAGAUCUAUAUGCUAAAGAUCGGCAGUUUGCAGAAUUUGUGAGACAACAUCAGAUAGGUGUAGAUCAUACCAAAACAAAUCCUACAAAUUAAUCUUUCUGAAGAAGUAGAAGACAAUCCUAAAAUGAUUUUUCAAUUCUUCUAUCAAUCGUACCAUCAACAAGAGAGAGACAAACAUGGGUGUUCGGACACUCACAUGCCCAUCGUUACAAUGAAACUUUCAGUAAAAUUGUUAUUCAGUUCUGUCAUUUUAUUAACACCCCGUGCUGGCCUCCUACCUGCCCUCGACCUGUUCACCCUGUGCUGGCCUC
Messenger RNA from Chiloscyllium plagiosum (whitespotted bambooshark), 5519 nucleotides. It is a transcript of the gene impg2a, whose product is annotated as interphotoreceptor matrix proteoglycan 2a. NCBI's taxonomy places the organism in Eukaryota, Metazoa, Chordata, Chondrichthyes, Orectolobiformes, Hemiscylliidae. Gene Ontology annotation, molecular function: hyaluronic acid binding; heparin binding. The record is from RefSeq and is a predicted model, not a curated record. Gene Ontology annotation, biological process: visual perception.